AUGGAUAAAGAAAAUAUAAAUGGGGAAAUCGGGGAUAAAGAGGGAGACUAUCAGGCUCUGGAAGAAACGCAAACUGGGGAGCUGGUAAACCUUACUGGAGAGAAAAUGGAAACCGAGACUAAUAAAACUGAUGUCGAGGUAUUUCACGAUCCUAAUCAGGAUGGAGGAAACAAGGUAAACACGGACGGGAACACAAUAGACAAAACAGAUCAAAAGAAUGAAUCAUAUGCAUUUAAAAGGAAAGAUUCCAUUCAUAGAACUCCUCCUACGCAACGGAGAACGAACUCUCUAAACCUAGGAAGUACUAGUACCGACCCAAAACGAAAACGCGAGGACACACCGGAGAAAACAAACACUGAAUUUGAAACAUUUAUCAAAAAGAUGGAAACGGAACGUAACAAACUAGCCGAUCUUAUAAAAAGAGCAGCAGAACAAACGCAGCAAUUAAAAACGCUAAUCACUACUAUUCCGAACACAAAGAAGGAAAUCAAAAAUGCCAUCCACAAAGUAGAGGCUUAUACACAAAAAAUAACGGAAAAUACUGGCUUCAUUGACCAACUAAUAGAAGAACUACAGACCCACUCAAGCAAACGAAUCACCGUUGCUCCCAAGAGAAACGUGUGUGAAAUGGGCACACAAACAGUCAGUAAUCAACAGCUGGAAAAAGAAAGGCUAGUAAUGGACAUUGAAAAGAAAAUGGACCUUGAAAUGGACGACGACCAACUCCAAGAACAACUGGAAAGGAAAUGGCCAAAUGAUGCUUUCAAAAAAUGCGAAAUACACAAAGAAGCAAUUACCGGAGAGGAAGAAAAUGUAUUAUUUAUUAUGAAAGCAGGAGAGACUAAUAAUAGUCUACUGCUAAGAAAGCUCAAGGAGAGAAACCCCCAGCUUAGAAAAUAUGUGGAGGAAAACAAACUAGAAGUUGGUAGUAUGAUCGGAGGCGUCGCUAGGAGCGGACUCUUCGGUGAGAAAGUAGCCGAAAGCUCAGUUGAGCUGGUCACGUAUAUCGCACUAACAGAAGGUCUAGGCACAGCUAAGGAUAGAAUUAAAAUGAAGGAAAACCUGCUUGAAAUCAAACAAUGCGCCGAUAGAAAACCGGUGAGUCAUGUAUGGUGUGUUUUAGACCAAAAUAUAGAUCACGGAGUCACUCGAAAUACCCUCGAGUAUAUAGGAAGAAAGAUAAACAUCAGCUUCAAAGUUCUUAUGGCAAAAAAUAGAACUCACACAAUAGACGGAGACGAAGAAAUAAACUGGGAGUUAAUAAAAAACAAACGGGAAAACAACGAAGAAACCAUAUUAAUAAAACCAACGGGCAAUACAUCCUUCGCGGACAUUCUCAAGGACAUGAAAAAAGAUAUAAAAACUGAGGGAAUCACGAUAGAAAGGAUAACUAAAACAACCAGUGGGAAUUUACAACUGAAAAUAAGAGGAAACGACAAGAAAGACAGGAAGACAUUCACGACAGCACUGAACACAACUCUCACCAACGUCGCCCAGAUAGACGUUAAAACGAAAGGACAAACCUUCAUGAUCCUGGAUAUAGAUGAGACCGUUAGGGAAGAAGAUAUACGACAAGUGCUAAAAAGGGAAAUAAACAACGAAAACAACUUUGUGGAUGAGUCCCAGGUCAAACUGGCUGAAAAACCUAAUAAAAAUGGGUACAGAUAUGCCUUUGUAACAAUGCAGCCGGAUGCGGCUAGCUACAUAACAAGGAAGAAAAGGAUUGGUGAAGGAUGGAACCGAUGGAGGAUAAGAGAGCUAGAUCCCGUGCAAAGAUGCCGUAAGUGCCACAGAAUUGGACACAGGGGAGACCAGUGUAAAUACAAAGAAGAGGACAGAAAUAACUGCCACAAGUGUGGAGAGGGCGGACACAAAAAAAGAGAAUGCACUAACGAAGAACAUUGUUACCUGUGUAACACAAAUGGACACACAGCGGAAACGAUGAGAUGCCCAGAAUAUAGGAAUUUAAUCAAGACACAUAAUGAGGAGAAGAGGGCUAGAACUAACAGCGUCUUUUAA
Messenger RNA from Psylliodes chrysocephalus, 2019 nucleotides. Lineage: Eukaryota; Metazoa; Arthropoda; Insecta; Coleoptera; Chrysomelidae. The record is from the annotation of a GenBank genome assembly.